Molecule: messenger RNA, 1071 nt
Organism: Penicillium cinerascens
Lineage: Eukaryota; Fungi; Ascomycota; Eurotiomycetes; Eurotiales; Aspergillaceae
Product: lipase/thioesterase family protein
Exons: 2
Coding region: 1-1071 (356 amino acids)
Molecular function (GO): hydrolase activity
Source: RefSeq, a predicted model, not a curated record
AUGUCGCUAUCAUCGGUGAAAUUGACUCUCCAGCAGAAGCUGGACUUCCUGCCCGCCGUCGUAUCAAUCGUGCUCGCCGGCUUCUAUUCUCUCUUAACGGGUAUCUGGCGCACCGAGCGCGAGGCCAAGACCUUGUUCCUGCAUUUCGGCUAUGCCAUCUUCCGCAAGGCCACCGCACGGCUGUCGCCGACGCAGAUGCAGUACAUCCUGCCUUCCUCCGACAAGAUCUAUGAGCGGUAUACCAAGAAGAACCGGAUCCAGGCUCAGUCCGUGGAGUUGGGCUACGGUGCCCUCGGCCACUGGGUUGGCGACCGCAAUGCGACCAACGUGGUAAUCUGGUUCCACGGCGGCGGAUUCGGUCUGCCCGCCAACAUGGGCUACUUCAAGUUCUACUCGCACAUCGUGCGCGAUCUCGAGCGCGCCGGCAAAAGCGUCGCCGUCUUCAGCCUCACCUACACCUUGGCCCCGCAAGCCACUUACCCAACGCAACUGAAGCAGGCCGUCGCUGCCCUGCGCUACAUCCUCUCCCAGCCCGACCGCGACCCGGCAACCGUCUUCCUGGGCGGUGACUCCGCCGGCGGCAACCUCGUGGGCGGCGUUCUCUCCCACGCAGCGCACCCGCACCCGCAAAUCGAGGCAUUGAAUCUGAGCGGGAACCUCGGUGGCGCGGCCAUGAUCGCACCGUGGACCCUCAUGGACACGGACUUCCCGGACAUGGAGAUCUACCACGGCGGAGACCUGAUCACGCAGGCAGUCGCGCAGCCCUGGGCAUCCGCGUACCUGGGCAAUGCCCCGCGGGACAACUACACGGACCUGUCGAACGCACCGACCGACUGGUACGUGAACUUCCCGGUGAACCAGGUCCUGAUCACGGGCGGCGGGAACGAGAUCAUGUUGCCGAUUAUUCAGGAUCUUGCGGAGAAGUUUAAGAAGGGAUUCCCCAACGUGGAGUUGAUGGUGGGGCAUCGCGAGUGCCACGUUGCGCCGAUUUAUAAUCUCGAGCUCGGCGAUAGCACCGAGACGGAGCAGGGGAAGAAGGUCAAGUCGUGGUUGAGUGAGUUGGCCGUGUAA